UAUUUUUUCGCAACAUUUCUGUUCUUAGAAAACGUAAAACAUGAGCAAAUCAACGUUAUACGGAUUAAAAUGUGCAUGCUUGGUUUUGCUAACCAUCCAAUGGAAAUAGCUUAGAAAGCAUCUUCUGAACACUGCCGACUACAGAUCCCAAGAUGCAUAGCGCCGGCAGUGACCGCCUUAUUAAUCCGCGCGCUCGCAGCUGGCCAAUUAGGAGUGCUGCUAGCACAGAGGGAUCAAUGGCUACGGUCGAACUGCUUUGAAGGCCUAAUUGGAGCCGAAUUUGACCAACGGAACACUUUUCAGGAGUGUCGUUACAGGCGCAAUGCGGGUGUCGGGAUGUAAGGAGCAAUGGCGACGGUCGAGCUGGUUUGAAGGCCAAAUUGGAGCCGAAUUUGACCAACGGCAUGCUUUUCAGACUUCGGCUUCAACCCCACUAUUUGUGACCUGAAAAUGGAGAGUGCGUCCUCUUCAUACAGCCAUGUCCUGUCCCCUUUCACCCAGCAAACGUCAACACCCAACCUGGCUGCUAAGCAGAGAGACAGUCGCAAGGGGGCGCCCUCCGUGACCCCGGCUUUCCUCUCGAACCUGGGGAGGGCCACCCUGCGGGGCAUUCGCAAGUGUCCCCAGUGUGGCGUUUACAAUGGCACCCGGGGACUCAGCUGCAAGAACGCUGUUUGUGGGGUUUCUCUCAGAAACGCCUCUUUGGAGGUCCGGAGGGGCAGGAAGGACACCAUGGAGGUGGUCAAAGUCAUAACAGACGGCGAGGAGAAGGCCAACCAGGGAGGCGGGGUGCAGGUGUUUUCAGUUUGUCAAAAAGGAAGAGCAAACACCCAGUUUGGCUUUGUGGAGCUCGUUGCGACAGACGCCACCAUCGCCACAGGCAACAGAGCCUCCCAGCUUUCUCACAUCAACCUGGGCCGCUGCUUCAUGGCCGCCUGCAAGCAGGGUCAAAAGUCAAGCCACAGCAAGGUGUCAUAUGACAGCCUCUGCGCCCACAUCAAGCACGCCAUCGAGUGCGCCAACCGCGCCACGCCGCUCAGCGUCAAGAGCUCCGUCCUGGAAGCUCUGCAGGCCUCCGUGCAAGCCAAGGAGGAGCUCUGGAGGCUGGCCACAGAGUCCCUGGGGCCACUAGUGCAGCGCGUGUCCAGGGACACCCUUGUGGUCAAGUGCCACCCGGACUCUAAGCACCCUCACGGCCUGUUGCAUCUCACCGUGGGAGCCGGCGGACGAACCGAGGCACCGAAAAACGAUGCGGCUCUUCAGCAACAGCAAGCCAUGUUUCACUGUGGCUGCCAGGGGGACAGCAGGAGGGGGAGGGCCGAAGGGGCCGAGCCAGGCGGGGGGUUGUCGGUACCCUGCCUGCACUUCUACGCCUGCGUGUGCGCCUUCGCUAGCGACGAGAAGCUCACGGCAGAAUUUGCGGCUUUUAUCAACUCCUCGUCAAACGGCGUACUACCAAACUCCACCUGCAGAGUCAUCGUUCCUUGCGAGAGGCCUCCGCUGCACACCGAAACGGUGAAAUCUCCACACAAAGCAAAGAAACUGCGUCAGGAGGAAGCACUUUUGGGUGGUGGUCAGGCUGCGGAUGAGCACUCUGUGACGUUGGGGUUCCACCAGUGGCUGGCUGGCGUCACAGAGCGGAUCCACCAGGCCAUGCACUACCAGCUGGAUGGGAAUCCGGAACCUCUGGUGUACCACAUUCCUCAGCCGUUUUUUAACGCCUUGCAGCAUCGCUUGUCGCUCGGCUCCAAGAGGAGGCUGCCUAACUUCACAACAGUGGUUGUGCGGAGGGACGCUCCCCCUCUGGGCUCUUUCUCCAAGUACACCUGGCACAUCACCAACCUGGCACAGGUCAAACGCAUCUUUGACACCCCCGAGUUGGAGCUGGAACUCACUCAGAGUUUUGUCAAAAACGUGGAUGGUUCCUACUCUCGCUUUCGUUGUCCGCAACUGCCGCCGCCCCAACCGGAGCUGCCGGAGGGAGCUGGAACAGAUCGGCCGCAAGCAAUUCGACCCAUGGAGCUGCAGACGUUCCUCAGAGUUGGGCCCGGCUUGGAUGACCUGAGCGACGCCCGUCCGUUGGAGAUCGAGUGGACCCCCGACGUGCUUCCGCUUUGCCACAUGGGAGAGCUGAGGAUCCGCUUCGAGUUCGGCCACCGGCACAGCGGACAGCAACCCGACUCGUCUGACUGUGUGAAAAGCAACGUGAUGCAGGGCGCUUCCUAGUCAUCAUGUGACUUAGCGGAUACUUCAUUAGGUACACCUGCACUAUCCACUGAGCAUUAUCUUUCUAAAGGUAGAUGUUUGUAUUGGAUUCUAUUUAUUAUAAUACAUCAUAUUCGUAUCAUACCACCCAUUAGAUGCUAGAGUGCUUUAUCAUUGGAUAAACAUCAAAUAUAUUAUAUUAGAUGCAAGAGUGCUUUAUCAUUGGAUAAACAUCAAAUAUAUUACAUGACAUUUUUACUCUUAAUAUAUUUAGAACAUCAAUUCCAAUACAUUUGUCCGCUUUUUAUUUCCUGCGAGCAAGUUGUGUUAGUGUUAAAAGUGGCCAGCAGGGUGCGCCAUAACACUGUUUGCUUCCAUAACACAGCUGGAAACCCUCAAGGAAAUGGACCCAAACACCUCUUGUCUGCUGGUUAAUAUACAAAAAUACACAAAAGGUUUCUCUUGAAACGUGUCCAUGAGCUUUUCCAAGCUAGGCCACCACCAAAUCACUUGCCCAUUCCUCAUCAAACAGUUGAAAAAUGUUUUAUCUUCAGGAGGUUCAACAUAGAGUUUCACAAUACAAAAAGUAGAAACGAAAGCAAGACAAAUGCACAAACCUCAUUAUCUGAAACUAGCGAGUAUCCUGAUUAUGUGGCAAAAUGACCAAAAUAGCACCCUGAGCAUCACCCGUACUCUCUGAUUGGUACCAUGAUUCUCCACCGCCUCUUGAGGUAGGAAGCGUUAUUACAAAUGUAUUACUCCAGCCCCCCCACACACAUACACACUGUGUGCCAAGUGGGGCGGUUGUCAUAUCCAUCAUUUCUGAGUCAUUGCCCGAGGAAACGCGGGCCAAUUACGGUCAUAAAUAAUAAUGGGAGAGCGCGUGCGGCGGCAUGACGGAUGGGACGCACUCACAGCUCAUUUACAUGACGUCUGGGUGUCGCCGUGAUGGAAUGCUCCCCAACUGACACCUUGAAGCCGGGACCGCGCUCAUGGAUCCUUGCUGGAGUCACUUGGAUGCACCACUUUUUAGGGUACCUAGUGGUUGAGGGCGGAGCUAGACCGUGCCGUGUGUUGAUUGGUGGACAAAGAAUGCUCAGUUCCUCGGAAACAGCAGGGUUAUUUUUUUCACAUGAAAAUAAGUUGAAAAAUAUUAAAUACUAAUAAUGAAUUAUGAGUAAUAAAAGCGUUAGUAUUUGUUUCAUGAAAACAAGUUGUAAACGUUAAAUUAUUUUAAAUGGUAAAAGUUGAUGGUAUUUUUUUCCUUAUUAAAGAAAAUAACAAAG
Molecule: messenger RNA, 3491 nt
Organism: Doryrhamphus excisus (bluestripe pipefish)
Lineage: Eukaryota; Metazoa; Chordata; Actinopteri; Syngnathiformes; Syngnathidae
Gene: lg10h2orf42
Product: linkage group 10 C2orf42 homolog
Cellular component (GO): nucleus
Source: RefSeq, a predicted model, not a curated record